This is a messenger RNA of Candida tropicalis MYA-3404, 1782 nucleotides long. RefSeq lists its product as uncharacterized. The transcript has a single exon. Gene Ontology annotation, cellular component: intracellular anatomical structure; spliceosomal complex. Bases 1 to 1782 code for a protein of 593 amino acids. Gene Ontology annotation, biological process: mRNA splicing, via spliceosome. The record is from RefSeq and is a predicted model, not a curated record. NCBI's taxonomy places the organism in Eukaryota, Fungi, Ascomycota, Pichiomycetes, Serinales, Debaryomycetaceae. Gene Ontology annotation, molecular function: ATP binding; RNA binding.
AUGGGAGAGAGAAAAGAAAUAUCUGAAUUGUUAAUUUUGAUUGAUUAUCAACAAUUGAUGAUCACGAUGAUGAUGGAUGAAUUGACCAAUAAAGUGUCAAGUUAUUUGAACAAACCAUUAAAUGAGUCAUUGACCAAGUCUAUAAUAUCACAAUAUCAGAAUUGUUCAACUCCUGAUUUGUUUGUUUCGUUUUUGAAUGUAAUUGGAAUCAAACAAAAUGAUCAAGUUAAUGAAAUCAUAAAAUGUAUCAAGAAGAUAAAUAUUACAUCAGGUAGUAGCAAAAUAGAUAAACCACCUAUCAAGAAUACUCGCGAUUUAUUGGACGACUUAGAUGACGAACUAGAAGAGAUUGAAGAUUCCAAACCAAAGAUGAAAAUGAGGAAGAUCUUUAAGAAGAGUGAUAAUGAUGAUGAUGAAUUAGAUGAUCUACUAAAUGAAGAAUCAAAACCAAUUAUGAAAUUCAAAAAUCCUCCUAAAUUUAAGAAAAUAAAACGUGAAGAUGCAUUAAGAAUCAAACAAGAAACUCCCAUCCCCACUCCUUCUCAGACUCCCACAACGAUGAUAAAGCCAAAGACAUCCACUACUAAUAUCCCAUCAUCGUUACCAUCUCCAGCAUCAACUCUUCAAGAUGAAGAUGAGAAUUACACUUUUGAUAUUAAUAUUCCUACAAAUUUAGAAGUGGAUCGAGAAUGGUAUAACAUAGAUGAAGAAUCGUCGUUAGCAAAAACAGAUGAAAUUCUUGAAAAUUCAUAUAAACCACGACAUCGUCGAAAACAACAUUUACAACAACAACCACGGAAAUCUCAAACGAUAUCAACUGGAGGUGGAUUUAAUGAAUAUGGUGAAUAUAUUGAUUAUGAUCAUUCAUCAGAAAAUGAACUAAACAAAAUUCCUAUAAUUAGUAAUGUUUUAAUUCCUCCAUUUCUAGAAAAUCAGAAACAAUAUUUAAGUUUACAAAUUUCUGGUAAUACUAUUAAUGGGAAAAUUGGACCUACUGUUGAUCCUAUAAAAGAUCAUACUUCUGAAUUAGCAAAUAUGGCAAAACAAGGUUCGUUGGUUGUUCAAAAUAGACGUUCAAAACAAGAACGUGCAUUACAAGCUAAAGAAUCAAUAGGUGUUGAAACUAAAGAGGAGGAAGAAGAAAAAGAGGAUCAAGGAGUGGAUGAGGAUGAGGAGAAGGGGGAAGAGGUUGAUAUUGUUCAACAAAGAAGAUCAUUACCUGCAUUUGCCGUUCGUGAUGAAUUGUUAACUACCAUUAGAGAUAAUCAAGUCACUAUAGUGAUUGGUGAAACAGGUUCAGGUAAAACUACACAAUUGACUCAAUUUUUAUAUGAAGAUGGAUUUGGGAAAAGUUUAGAUAAACAUGGAGAAAAGAAAAUUAUAGCAUGUACACAACCAAGAAGAGUAGCUGCUAUGUCAGUGGCUAAAAGAGUAAGUGAAGAAAUGAAUUGUAAAUUAGGUGAAGAAGUUGGGUAUUCAAUUAGAUUUGAAGAUAAUACUGAUUCAAAUAAAACAAUUAUUAAAUAUAUGACUGAAGGUAUAUUAUUAAGAGAAAUAUUAGGUGAUCCAAAUUUAUCAAAUUAUAGUUGUAUUAUAAUGGAUGAAGCACAUGAAAGAUCAUUAAAUACUGAUAUCUUGUUAGGACUAUUUAAACAACUAUUAAUCAAAAGGAGAGAUUUGAAAUUAAUUGUUACUAGUGCAACGAUGAAUGCUAAUAGAUUUACUAGAUUUUUUGGGUUCUGCUCCUCAAUUUACAAUUCCAGGAAGAACUUUCCCAGUUGA